UACCCAAGGUUUCAUUUGCACCUUUCAUCUGACACUGUGAUCGGGUUUUUACCUGGCGGAGUAAUACAACAGGAACUAUAAUCAGCAUUGAUUCUUUCACGAUCACGACCAAUCAUGCAUAGCGGUUUCGUAGCGCUGUCAGUCACAGGCAUGCAGAUUUCCAAUAGCAGAUAAAAAUGCGGACGUUUUGAAUUUGGAUCGCUGUGAUCUCCAUUCUCUCCAGACUUGAUGAUCAUUUUUCUAGUUUAUGAGGAUUAACCCAGUAUUUAUUGCAUAGUGACUUGAAAAAUAUUUCGCCAUGGGAUGAGCGGAAAUAUAUAUGCCAGCGAAUUUAUUUUGAUUUGGAAUCAUAGCCAAAAGUUAAACAAUGUCAGAGAACAAAGUCAAAGGAGGAGGGGAACAAAAUCUGACAGUGGCACUCAGGAUAAGGCCAUUGAAUGAAGAUGAAAUUCUUCAAGGAGCCACACAGAUAGCAUACAAAGUACAGAAAAAGAUGGUGGUAUUGAUGGACCCCAUGGAAGACCCCGAGGACGUGUUGAGAGCCAAUCGUUCUCGAGAGAAGCAGUUUGUCUUCGAUUAUACAUUUGAUGGUGGUGCUUCUCAGGGGGAAGUAUACCGAACGACCUCUCAGUUUCUGAUUCCCAGUGUAAUUUCGGGAUAUAAUGCCACUGUUUUUGCCUAUGGCGCCACAGGUGCAGGAAAGACCUACACAAUGCUGGGGGCACAUGAUGAGCCAGGAAUCAUGGCCCAGGCCCUCAAUGAUCUAUUUUUAGAAGUGGAGAGGACCAGUGAGGACAUGUCCUACAAAGUGACCAUGUCCUAUUUAGAGAUAUACAAUGAAAUGAUUAGAGACCUUCUGAAUCCAAGUGCUGGAAUUCUAGACUUACGAGAAGAUGCCAAAGGUGGAGUCCAGGUGGCAGGACUGUCCGAGGUCAUGGCAAGGUCAACAGAUGAGGUGAUAGACAUGUUACUGAAGGGAAAUAAAGAGAGGACACAGGAACCCACAGCAGCAAAUAAGACCUCCUCACGAUCUCACGCUGUCCUUCAGGUGUCCAUCAAACAACAGAAUCGUGUCCGCAACACCACACAGGAAGUCAGGAUGGGGCGUCUCUUUAUGAUUGAUCUGGCUGGGUCGGAGAGGGCUGCUAACACACAUAAUCGGGGGAAACGUAUGGUAGAGGGGGCUCAUAUUAAUAGAUCCCUCCUUGCACUUGGAAACUGUAUAAAUGCCCUCACUGAUACAAAAGGAUCUAAGUACGUGAAUUAUCGAGACAGUAAGCUGACGCGUCUUCUAAAGGAAGCCCUUGGAGGGAACUGUAAAACGGUCAUGAUUGCCCAUAUAAGCCCCGCCUCCCUGCAUUUUGAGGAAUCUAGAAAUACACUUGUUUAUGCCGACAGAGCAAAACAUAUUAAAACGAAGGUGAGGAGGAAUGUUACUGAUGUGUCGUACCACAUUGCUCAGUACACCAACAUAAUCCAAGAGCUUAGAGAGGAGAUCCAGAGACUAAGACACAGACUCCAUGACAAAUCUAGUCCCAGGCCAGGGGCUAAUAUACUCUCUGUACAAGCUGAAGUUGUUGAGGCAAAGAGGGAGGAACUGACCAAACUCAAGGAACAACUGCUCAUAUCAUUCAAGGAUCAGAUGGAGCUCAGGAAAAGUUUAAUGGAGUUGAACAAUGCCUCUAUGGAGGUCAGUCUGGAAACCAAUAGGAACCAACUCAUCAUUAGCGAGUGGGAGUUGGAGAAAGCCAGAUUUUCCAGAAGAAAGGAAGGGGGAGAUAAGGCAGAUACAGAGGAUUCUAAGGCUCUGGAGCUGGCUGGGGCAGGAUCAGAUGAUCUUCAGGAGACGGAGGACGUGAAGCUCGCCCGGGAGGAACUCAAGGUGCUACAUGACGAGAAGCAUCGGACGGAGAAGUUACGAACCACAGUCAUGAAGGAACUGGAACAGGCCCGAGUGAAAACCCGACGUAUUGAGGAGACUAUUCCACAUAGAAUCAACACAGAAGAUCAGCGUGAAAUCCUCAGUCUGCUGUGUAAAGUUCACGAAUUAGAGAUUGAAAACACAGAGACCCAAUCAGCCUGUCUGUUACGGGAAUUCCAAAUUAAACGCAAAGAUAUGGUGAUUUCGCGAUUUCGUCAACAUCAGAAUCUUUGUGAUCAAAUUAUUCGACGACAGAAGAAAAUUAUGGAAGAAAACAAAAUUGCGCCCACUCAGGAUUUAGAGGAGCUGUACAACCUGUAUCAGUUGGAACAGGAUGAUAGGAUGAUGCUGAGGGAGGACUCGGGACAUCUCAGUCCUGAACUCAGAUUAAAGGCUUCCUCCAAUUCCAGUAAUUACAGGAACCUCCCUGACGAAGUGGAUCAGCUGAGUACACUGACUGAGGAGGAUGAGAGGGGGAACCUGCUGACCUACAGAUCAGGUGAUGGUGAUGACAAACUCUUUUCAAAGAGUGCAAGAGGACUGAAGGGUGGGGCCAGCUUAACAGGUGCUUGGAGGAAUGACUCUAAUUUAAGUAAUGGUGCAAGUGGUAGAAAUAGUGAUCAGAAUGGUGCAUUUGGAAACCCAUCUCCAGACAACAGGAAAGAAAUUGCUUCAAACACACGCAGCAUCGCAGCACUGGCUGCUAAGAAGAGGUCAAAAGCACACAGUGACCUUUUGAACUUGGAACGACAAUUCGGAGGUGAACCUCGAACACUUUAUAGAAAUUCAGGUGAUAAGAAUAAUUCUGACAAUGAUUAUCUAUCUCCCUCCACCUUGGCAAGACAUGACAGGAACUAUGGAGAACUAGUGCUGCCCCCACUGCAUAAGCCUCCCAGCGAGGACCUGGACAACAUUUCUACAGGGACAAAGCAAAGUACAAACACAGACAGCACACUGCCUCCAUUGAGGAAUGAGAACAAUUUCAGGAGAGGGGAUAUAAAGAGAAAUAGAAGAACAAGGGGUUAUGAUGUAUCUCAGAAUAGGAGGUCCCAGUCUCUUGGAGACAAUGGAAAAUCAGGUGACAGUAGGGAAUGGACGCCCCCUGGUGUUACAAAAAGAGGCGGCAAAACCAAACGCUUCAAUAACAGAGGGUCAAAUGAACAUAAUGGCAACACAAAUAACAGGAAAAAGGCUCCCACAAUUCCAUCCUACAAGAAGGGGGACAUAACUGUGAUGGGAUUCAGCCUGCCUCGAUAGAUUUUUGUUCCUCCAUAGCUAUAGAUUAACUUGUCUUUGUCUAUGUGAACAUGAUCUUGCCACUUUAUUCUUCUAAUAAGUCGCUCCAGUGUCUUAUUGUCAUUUAAUGAGAAUUUAAAGUGUGCUUUAUUUAUAUUCCCUUUGUAGCUGUUUGUGAGUCAUGGUACUAAAUGUUACAAAAGGUGGCGAUUUUGCUGGGGAAAAUUUAACAAUUUUUAUACCCUUUAAUAGGAACUGCAGACCAUCCAUAUUUAUUUAUCUUGAGUAGUCAUGAUAAUGCAUUUGGAAAAAAAGGGAAACACAUACACGUACGUCCUCCACGAAAAUACACAUUGGCACUGUAAGUAAUUUGAUUUAAGAGAAAAUUCAUUUUUUUCCUUAGAUAUUUUUUAUCUCUAAGGAAAGUUUUUUAUCUGAUUGCUUGUGAAACAUUUUUUUUCUGUAUGAAUGUCUUAAUUGUGUGAGAAAUGAACUGCAUGAAAUAUUGUGCCAAUCAAUUGAAAGACUCCUUUAUUUUCAUGUGAAAAUUCUUUCUAAAUUCUUGAUACCAUAAAGUAUAUUUUAUAUGGGCAUAUAAAAUCUAAAUACUUUAGGAAUUUAGACUAUGUAUAAAAAACUUUGCUUGACUAAAAUAGAUAAAAACAUUUUAUUGCAAAGAUUUGGAUAGUGAAUUGACUAUUACAGCAAAAUUAUAUUUUUGUCUCUAUUACAUUUAAUACAAAACAAUAAAGUAUUGCACAAAUCACAGGUGUAAUAAUGUAAUAUACAUGUAUACAAACACUAUUCAGCCUUUGAGGAUUAUUGUAACUGUAACUGUGUUGUUUUUAUUUUACUCUGGGUAAAUUUUUGAUCUUGCCAUAAGAGAGUCUGUGAUAUGAGAACUGCUGAUACACAUCUUUGAUUUAUGUGUAAUAACUGUGUACCCAGGUUGUUGUAUGAAAGGGGUGUUUGUGUCAUUAUUUUUUCUUGGUCAUGGAAGACCAUAUUCUGUUCAACAAAUAUAAAACAUGGGAUCAUAAAUUCCAAGGAUUAUAAUUUAUUUUAAUGUCAUAAAUGGAACUUUGUGUCCUUAUUCAUUUGUUAACUUUUUUUUUUUUAAAUGUACUUAUAUUUGGAUACUAUUGUAAUGAAAAUACAGUGAAACCUUGUUAUCUUGAACUUGAUGGGUCCAAAAAUAAAGUUUGAAAUAUCUGAAGAUUCAAGAUAUGACGUUAAAGUACACAAGAAAAAAAGUGGUUGGUACAAUGUACUUCCAACUCGCUUUGAUAUAUCCAUGGUAUUCAAGAUAUCAAUGUUUGGUGUACUGAAGUUCUCUAACUAUGUGCUUGGUUUCUUUGAUAUUUUCUUUUAUUUUUUUUAAAAGCCCAAAAUACUAGAGCUACUGUCCAGGCAUUGUAACUCCUGUUAAACUAUAAUUUUUUGCAUCUAUUUGUUGUUAUUUAUUGUUGUUUGUUUUUUUAGAAACUUUUUUUUCAUUAAUUGUUAAUCUGUUACUAUUUGUUUGGGGGUUUUUUUUUGUGCUUGAGUGAAAUCAUGCAAUAAUAUUUUUACAUGUGAUGUUACUGAAAGUUGUUCAGUAUAUGGUAGGAAUUGUAAAUGCAAUGUAAAUAUUUUACAUUAUAGAUAAGUCUGCUGAUACUGAAAAGUGACCUUGAACUACAUUUUUAAAAUUUUAUUAAAAUUGUUUGACAUGAGCUUGGCUUUCUGAAGCGUGCACUUUGUAAUUUCCAGACCAUGCACCAAAGUAGUACCUAAAAAAGAGGUACGCCACACCAAAAUUUUAUUUACUGGAUCUUUUAAACAACUCUUUUGUAAGAUGAAUUCAGUAAUGAUAGACCACAAUAAGCUUUUAUAAAUUAUUUUAAAUUAUUUUUUUUUUCAUAUUUUUUUCAACAUUGUUUAGAUUGAAAAUGAACCACUUUACAGCUCAGAAUAAUAUAAAUAACCCUUAUAAACACGUCAAGAAGAGUCAGACAUUCAAAUAUUUAUUUUAAAAAAAAAUUAUUUAUUAUUAGAUAAUUAUUUAUAUUAUACAUAAACUAACUGCAAAUUUUGAGUUCUUAUGUGUCUUAUUUGCAGCCAAAACCAUUUUCACAUUUUUUCUGAAAAAAAUAUACCAAAAAUAAAUUAUAUAAAAUCAGAGCUGAUGUUGGUCAAAGCUGAAAUCAUAUUUCCAAAGAGAUGUGUUAUAGAUCCAGUAUAUGACAUUUUGGCAAGGCAUACCUCCUUAAUUGUCAGUUAAAUGAUUUAAUUUCAAAUUUUAGACAUAGGUGGUAGACAUUUUUUUAACCUGUGAAUCAAAUAUCAGUAAAUUAUGCUGCAUAGUUCAAGGACUAAGAAUAGAAUUCUAAAUUUUUAUUCAUUUUUUGGGGGGAGGGGGUAUUACUUAGUCAACUACAUUUAUGUUUCAAUAGAAUAAAUUGUUAUUGCAUGCAUUGUAAUAAAUAUGAUGAAAUAAAUUUAUUUAUUUGAUAA
This is a messenger RNA of Saccostrea echinata, 5653 nucleotides long. RefSeq names its product kinesin-like protein KIF19. The transcript is spliced from 20 exons. Gene Ontology annotation, biological process: microtubule-based movement. Lineage: Eukaryota; Metazoa; Mollusca; Bivalvia; Ostreida; Ostreidae. Bases 368 to 3178 code for a protein of 936 amino acids. Gene Ontology annotation, molecular function: microtubule binding; ATP binding; microtubule motor activity. The record is from RefSeq and is a predicted model, not a curated record.